Sinocyclocheilus grahami is the source of this 2663-nucleotide messenger RNA. RefSeq names its product Wilms tumor protein 1-interacting protein homolog. The transcript is spliced from 8 exons. NCBI's taxonomy places the organism in Eukaryota, Metazoa, Chordata, Actinopteri, Cypriniformes, Cyprinidae. The record is from RefSeq and is a predicted model, not a curated record. Gene Ontology annotation, cellular component: P-body; nucleus; adherens junction. Gene Ontology annotation, molecular function: transcription corepressor activity. Gene Ontology annotation, biological process: regulation of DNA-templated transcription; response to hypoxia; cytoskeleton organization. The coding region runs from base 338 to 2143 and encodes 601 amino acids.
UUCUCGGGGGGAAAUUUUAGGAGAGCUGGAAUUGCUGGAAACGAGCUUCCAGGAACAAUCAAAGCGAGAAAAUUCCUCCGCGCAGCGCGCCAUUGACUGUAAAGACCUUUCAACUUUACAAAAACCUGAAAUUGACAAACGUUCUCUUGAGUGGAAACUUUGUCACGACGACCGUAUCGCCACAAAUCGACAGGCGGGGAGCAUGCAUCGCGACGGAAUGACGGAGAAGGACUAAGUAAUCGCGAACAGGCAACGAUGGUUCGCCUGAGGCGGCGUUUUUCCGCGUAAAAUGCAGUUUGUGUUGUAGUUGACUAGUGCUCCCCCGUUCAGAGACGACAUGGAUGGAUAUGACGAGGAUCCGGCGAGCAAACUGAUGGAAAACCUCUCUAUAUUUGACGUUUAUCAAGACGGGAUGUACGGGGAACCGAACCCCGAUAUGGAGAAAACUAAACGAAUGAAUGGCAGCUCCUCCGCGCACGGGAACAAAGUCUACGGCGCGGCUCCCCUGCGCUCCGUCAACGGGAACCGACCCUCAGUGCCUCUGGAUUUCUGUUCUCCGCAAAGGGACGCGGUUUAUCCCGAUCCCGACGCGCACUGCACCAAAUCUGAAGUUGCCUUGCCGUGUUACAGCGGCGCGUCGGAGCGUCUCAGGAGAUACACGCAGGCGGAGGUGCAGGCGCACAGGUACAGCGCUGGAUGCGCCUACGACGCGCUCAUUAUGGGGAAGCAGGUGAGGAGCAACAGCUUAUGCAUGGCCAGUUUAGCUUCGUCUCACUCGUCGCAAGACCAGAGCAAACACACCAGCCCGAGGUCGAGCAUCAGCAGCCCGCGGUCCAGCCUGGUGUCACCCGGACAGGAGAAGUACUGCGAGGGGAACGGCGUGAUCAGCCCCCGCUCGAGUUACGCCAGCACGGCCAGCGACACCAGCAAACACUCCAGCCCCAGAACCAGCCUCAACAGCUACGACUGCGGGAGCAAACCUAGCAGCAACCGAACCAGCGGCAUCAGCAUGGGCUACGACCAGCGGCACAUCAGCCCCAGAUCGAGCACCACAAGCCCGCGCUCCAGCUACUCGCCCGCGGGGAACCACGAGCCGGAGAGCGGCGCGGUGCACGGCAUCCCCAUGACCAGCCCCCGAUCCAGCAUCUGCAGCCACAGCUCCAGGAGUUCGCGGAGCUCCAUGAGCGCGUAUCCCGAGCUCCAGCACUCCAUGCUGGGACCCGGUUUGCCGGAGGACGCGCUGCUGCAGGACUUUACGGAGCCAAACGGCCUCCACAACAACCGCGUCCACCUCCAAGCGUUUCCCGAGCCGCAGCAGCAGAAUUCAGACGUCAACAUCGUGUUUAACUACGGGAAGAUGGGCACCGGGGGGCAGCGCUUAAAGCUGCCGUACCAGGUCACUCCAUCCCGGGACAGCGGCCCCAGUCCGGCGGAGCGGCGCCUGGAGGCCCUCACCCUGGAGCUGGAGAAGGAACUCGAGAUGCACACGAAAAAGGAAUAUUUUGGUAUCUGUAUAAAGUGUGGUAAAGGUGUGUAUGGAGCGAGUCAAGCGUGUCAGGCGAUGGGGAACCUGUAUCAUACAAACUGCUUCACCUGCUGCUCCUGUGGACGGAGGCUACGAGGAAAGGCUUUCUAUAAUAUCAAUGGAAAGGUUUACUGUGAGGAAGACUUCCUGUACUCCGGGUUCCAGCAGACGGCAGAAAAAUGCUUUGUGUGCGGUCACCUCAUUAUGGAGAUGAUCCUGCAGGCUCUGGGUAAGUCGUAUCAUCCAGGCUGUUUCCGCUGUGUGGUUUGUAAGGAGGGUCUGGACGGUGUUCCUUUCACCGUGGAUGUGGAGAACAACAUCUACUGUGUGAAAGACUACCACAGGGUUUUUGCUCCUAAAUGUGCCUCGUGUAACCAGCCCAUCCUCCCAGCGCAGGGUUCAGAGGAGACCAUACGGGUGGUGUCCAUGGAUAAAGAUUACCAUGUGGAAUGCUAUCACUGUGAGGAUUGCAGUCUGCAGUUGAAUGAUGAAGAGGGGCAUCGCUGUUACCCGCUGGAUGGGCACCUGCUGUGCCACCGAUGCCACCUGCACCGGUUAAAAACCCCUCUACCGCCCCACCCACCCCCAAGUUACCCGCUCCACGUCACUGAACUGUGAACACACGACUCACGCUGAACGAGGAGCGAGAGGAAAUCAAGACAGAAGGAUCGGUCCUUCCUCUGAACAGUAAACAUGGGUUCGGUCGUGCCCGUUUGACCACGUAUUUCCACUUGUUUGGAGUCCAUUUGACCAACCGGGGAGGCUUUUAUUAUUAUUUCAUCCCUCAUCACGUUAUCGAGGGGUUUGGGCUCGGUGUCCAGCGUUAGGUCUUCAACACUGCCGCAGGGGAUCGGAGGGCGACCCGUGCCUGUUUUUCCUCCUGAACUGAACACACAGACUGAGAUACGACUUCCUGUGCCUUCAUCGGAAAUCCUGCGUCGAUCAGGCCGUCGCCUCACUCACUGCCUUCCACUUGCACCAUUACUGCCCAGGGUCUUUAAAGGGACAGUCCACCUCAAAUUAAAACUACAGUGAUCAUUUACUCACUGUCAUUCCAAACUUGUAUGAACUUUUCUUCCGUGGAAGAAGUGUACUAAAAUGUUAUUUCAAGGCAAGACACUACAAGAAAAAACUUUGU